Messenger RNA from Caenorhabditis elegans, 681 nucleotides. RefSeq names its product SQPNFLRF-amide (gene flp-1). The transcript is spliced from 6 exons. The coding region runs from base 9 to 536 and encodes 175 amino acids. Gene Ontology annotation, cellular component: extracellular region. Lineage: Eukaryota; Metazoa; Nematoda; Chromadorea; Rhabditida; Rhabditidae. The record is from RefSeq and is marked reviewed. Gene Ontology annotation, biological process: neuropeptide signaling pathway.
ACUUUAUCAUGACUCUGCUCUACCAAGUAGGGUUAUUACUCCUUGUGGCAGCUACUUAUAAGGUGUCGGCAGAAUGUUGCACACCGGGAGCCACUUCAGACUUUUGUACGGUCUUCUCGAUGCUCUCCACCAUGGAGCAAAAUGAAGUGAUGAACUUUAUAGGUGAAAACUGCGAUGGUGAUGCCGAGGUGGCACUGCAAAAGAUGGAAAAGAGAAAGCCAAACUUUAUGAGAUAUGGGCGAUCAGCAGCUGUAAAGUCGCUGGGAAAGAAAGCCGGUUCAGACCCGAACUUCCUUCGAUUCGGACGAUCUCAACCAAACUUCUUGCGAUUCGGAAAGGCUAGCGGAGACCCGAACUUCCUUCGUUUCGGUCGAAGUGACCCUAACUUCUUGAGAUUUGGAAAAGCCGCUGCUGAUCCAAAUUUCUUGAGAUUCGGAAAACGAUCUGCAGAUCCUAACUUCUUGAGAUUCGGACGCUCAUUCGACAACUUCGAUCGUGAAUCCCGCAAGCCAAAUUUCCUUCGUUUCGGAAAAUAAGAAACUAAAACUUCGACCGUCAGCAUCAGAUCGAUCACACUCACACAGCAGCUAAUUCAGGAACAAUUUCUCUAUUUUCUCUAUUCUCUUUUCGUCUUUUUAUCUUUCAGUGUCAUUUGUUUUUGAAAAUGAAAGAAAUAUUUUG